AAGGUAACAACAUAGCAUACACUUGUCAGUUAUCUUUAUCUCUUUUCAUCGUGAAUUAAGAUAUACUUUGUUCUCUCCUCAAUUGUGAUAUCACUCAAAAAUGGCAAAAGCAAAUGCUAAGAACAAAUCCCCCUCCACCGCGCUCCACCCUCCUUACUUCGAGAUGAUCGCAGAUGCAAUAGCAACGUUGAAAGACCGCACGGGUUCGAGCCAACCAGCAAUAGCCAAGUUCAUCGAGGAGAAGCACAAUAAAGUGCUUCCUCCCAACUUCAGGAAACUGCUCUCGCUUCAGUUGAAGAAAUUCGUCAAAUCAGAAAAGCUCUACAAGGUCAAAAACUCCUACAAGCUUUCUUCUUCACUGGAACACCAAACUCAGAAGACCAAAACCACGCCUAAGCAAAAGGGUGGCGAGAAGAUUGCGGAGAAGACCAAGAGGCUGAGUCAGGUGAAGACACCGGAAGCUCUCAAGAAGAAAACCACCAACAACAGCAACAAAAAGAAAAAGGAAGUAACUAAGAAGAAAACAUCCUCAGGAGGAAAAGUAAAGCGUUUGAGUCAAGUGAAGACUCCUGAAGCUUUGAAGAAGAAGAAGCCCAAUUUGACCCCUACGAAACGCAAGAGUACUCCUAAACCCAAUAACUCUUCCAGGCCCAUUAGGAAAGCUAGGAAAUGAAACCACUUGUGUGUUUGUUAAUGGCAUAUAGCCUAAUCUAAAUACCUAUUUAUAUGCAUAUAGAACUCGUGUAAUGGGUUAGAUUUGUUUCUUAGUUCUGUUUCCCUUCAGUGGAUUAUUGUUAUAAUCAACUUAUGACUGUGUCCAAUGCCAAUGUGCUACUUUUCUAUGCUUAUUGUAGUUUAUGAUCGAUGUUUGCGUUUGUUUUAGUCCAAAAAUUGUCCUUAAAUUAAUCUGAAUUGUCUGUUUUGGUACAAGUAGAUCAGGGAUAGGCGAACAUGAAACAUGUCAUAACAUUACUAAUUAUUUGCAAGGU
Abrus precatorius (Indian licorice) is the source of this 989-nucleotide messenger RNA. Its product is annotated as histone H1-like. Gene Ontology annotation, cellular component: nucleosome; nucleus. The coding region runs from base 101 to 673 and encodes 190 amino acids. Gene Ontology annotation, biological process: nucleosome assembly; negative regulation of DNA recombination; chromosome condensation. NCBI's taxonomy places the organism in Eukaryota, Viridiplantae, Streptophyta, Magnoliopsida, Fabales, Fabaceae. The record is from RefSeq and is a predicted model, not a curated record. The transcript is spliced from 2 exons. Gene Ontology annotation, molecular function: double-stranded DNA binding; nucleosomal DNA binding; structural constituent of chromatin.